GCAUUAUCUUUGUGCUCCAACGGAGGGACAGUUGGCUAACUAGCUAGCGUUGUGGUUAGCAUUAUCUUUGUGCUCCAACGGAGGGACAGUUGGCUAACUAGCUAGCGUUGUGGUUAGCAUUAUCUUUGUGCUCCAACGGAGGGACAGUUGGCUAACUAGCUAGCAUUGUGGUUAGCAUUAUCUUUCAACUAACUUAGUUACGUUGUUUCUUUAUACCUGACUCACUCCGUUUGACAACUAACUUCAAAGAAAAUAAUUGUGAAUGUAUGAAGUUUUUUGUUGUUGUUGUAUUUAGCUACUACUAGAGCUAUCAGCUAACAAACCAACAAGAUUAUCAUAUUCAUAAAGUGUUGCUUUGAGGUUUGAAGCAUUUGAUCCAGACCCUGUUGGAAAGGCAGCAGCAGAUCAGCUGUGAUGGCUACAGAUAUGAUCGAGAGUGAGGUAGUGUUGAAGGCUGCGGGUGAUAACGAUACGAGUCUGAACAAUAGCCCAGACAUAGACACACCCGGGAUGUAUGAGAGCCUGGGAGGAGAUAUCAGAGACACUCCGAGUCCUUCGCCUUCAGGAGGAGAAGAUGAGGAAGAUUUAGAAGACCUGCAAAACAGCAGCACAGAGCUUUCAUUGGAAAAUGGCGAAGAGGCCGCAGGAGCAGGGCUUCAGAGGCCAACCCAAACAGGAGGUCCGCCGCAGGAAACGGUGACUCCAGACAAUGGAGAAAAACAGGAGGAAGGGGUGGAGGUGAUGCUAUGCUCCACUCCCGUCAGAAUGCCCCAGACAUACUCGACCUCUGGACAUAAUGGAAGUCUGGAGCGCCAGGAGUCUGUUGCGACCACUGAGGCUCGUCUCCGCAUGGAGGGGGUGGAACUUAAAGAGGAGUGGCAGGACGAGGACUUCCCCAGGCCCCUACCUGAGGAGGAAGAGGAGGACAUUCAGCUGGGUGAAGAUCUCUUCACUGGACCCUCUGGAGAAGGACAGUCUGCUUCUGCAGGGGGCUAUUCUGCUCUGAGUGUUGGUAAGAAGACUAAGAAGAAGCUGGCUGCCCCAGACAUCAGCCUGACUCUGGAUCAGAGUGAAGGAUCUCUGCUGUCUGAUGAGCUGGAGGAGGAGAGUACAGAGCUAGACCUGGAUGAUAUAGACACACCAUCUGACAACAGUAAUGAGUUUGAAUGGGAAGAUGACCUGCCGAAGCCCAAGACCACUGAGGUUCUGCAGAAGGGGGUGGAGUCGGCCGAGGUGUACUCGGCCUCCGAGGAGCGGGAGGAGGGGCGGCGUUGGAGAGUGUUCCGUAUAGGAGACCAGGAACACAAAGUCGACAUGAAGGCAAUAGAACCCUACAAGAGGGUCAUCAACCACGGAGGUUACUAUGGAGAUGGCCUGAAUGCCAUCAUAGUGUUUGCUGUGUGUUACAUGCCUGAGAGCAACCAACCCAACUACCGCUACAUCAUGGACAACCUCUUCAAGUAUGUGAUCGGCACUUUGGAGCUCCUGGUAGCAGAGAACUAUAUGAUAGUGUAUCUGAACGGCGCCACGUCCAGGAAGAAGAUGCCCAGUGUGGGCUGGCUCAGGAAGUGCUAUCAGCAGAUCGACCGCAGGUUAAGGAAGAAUUUGAAGUCGUUGAUUAUUGUCCACCCCUCCUGGUUUAUCCGCACCCUCCUGGCCCUCACCAAACCCUUUAUAAGCUCAAAGUUCAGCCAGAAGAUCCAAUUUGUGUUCAACUUGACAGACCUUUCUGAACUGGUUCCUAUGGAAUACGUCUCUAUUCCAGACUGCAUUAAAGAGCUCGACCAGGAGAAACCCGUCAGAGUGGAGAUGGCAGCCAUGCCAGAGACAGAGUAAGACUACCUGGGCGGCUUGCUAGCUCUGCUCUGUCUGUCCUGCACAGCUCCAGACCGAUGACGAAUGUUCAGAACCACAGCUGAUCAGCCUUUACUGUUGAUAAUGUGUGUUGCAACUGGAGAGACUUAGAGAGCUAGCCCAGGUGCAGGAGACCAUUCUCCCUGUUACUUUGUUACAACCCUCUAACUCUCCUUUUGUCAUUGUUAC
Messenger RNA from Oncorhynchus gorbuscha (pink salmon), 2043 nucleotides. RefSeq names its product BCL2 interacting protein 2 (gene bnip2). Gene Ontology annotation, biological process: apoptotic process. The transcript has 10 exons. Bases 415 to 1836 code for a protein of 473 amino acids. Gene Ontology annotation, cellular component: cytoplasm. The record is from RefSeq and is a predicted model, not a curated record. Lineage: Eukaryota; Metazoa; Chordata; Actinopteri; Salmoniformes; Salmonidae.